Neopelma chrysocephalum (saffron-crested tyrant-manakin) is the source of this 3227-nucleotide messenger RNA. Its product is annotated as toll-like receptor 2 type-2. Gene Ontology annotation, cellular component: membrane. Gene Ontology annotation, biological process: immune response; inflammatory response; toll-like receptor signaling pathway. Lineage: Eukaryota; Metazoa; Chordata; Aves; Passeriformes; Pipridae. The annotation marks the transcript as partial. The record is from RefSeq and is a predicted model, not a curated record. Gene Ontology annotation, molecular function: triacyl lipopeptide binding; transmembrane signaling receptor activity; protein binding. The transcript is spliced from 3 exons.
GUGAAAGGCUCUAUGUCAGUGUUUCUUCUUGCUAAGAAUUUUUUCUUUCUUAUUUUUCUCUCUAAAUAUGGCUGGCUUUGUUGUGUAUAGAAAUAAUUGUCAUGUUACUCACUGAAAAAGGCCCACUUUUUGCUUUCCAGUAAUCUGAUGCUCUGGUGUUUCAAAAUCUCUGCCAAUAACUAUAAUAUUUGGAAGCUAUAUUGGACUAUAUAUACUUUUCUAAAUACAUUUAGCUGAGUGUAGGGUAUUUCUGUACUUUUUUCUGCUCUUACCACUAUCCCCAACUCGUCUCUAACAAUGCCACUGCAAUUUAGAAUUUAAAUUAAAAGCCAAGGACUUCAAUCAAUACUCUCCUGUGUCCAUCUCUUCCUGUGAAUGCUUGUUUGUCCCUUUGCAGUCACCACCAUUUUCCCUUUUACCUACCCCCAGAGAUAACUGAACCUUCUAUUUGUGGAGUAUGAGACUGUGUUUCUAAUGUGUGGGCUAGAUGGUGUUGCAGACUGUCUCAUUUCUUGUUUUGCUCUUCUACUUUGCAGAGCACAUUUAUGUAAUCACUAGGCCAUGAACCCCUUACUGCUCUACUUAACUUCCUUUCUAGAGGUUGAAGAAAAUCACACUGACAAGAGGUAUUUCCUCUCUCUACUUCAGUAUGAGACAUCUCCUAGAUCUACUGUAUUGCUCUUCACCAAUUACAGAGGGAGUCUAGACAAGCAGAUCACCUAGGUGGGAAUUCCCCUGCUCACAUUAUCAAGGUUUAAAGGUGAAGUGGAAAUGAAACAGCAGCAUAAGAGGAAGCUGGGUAAAGAAUGAUGAACAAGAGAGAGAUGAAACACAACAUGGGUUAACUGGCAUGCAGGCACCAGAGCUGGAGCUGGCAUCUCUGGGGAUCUUUUCAGCACAGAGGUGAAAUAAUGACUAAACACAGCUGGCAAGCGUGGGCCAUCUACAUGCUCUUAGCUGCAAACCUCUCCGAACAGCAAGCGCUGAAGCAGGCUUGUCCUUCAUGCAAUGAUGCUCAGCUUUGCAACUGCUCUUCCAUGGGCUUGGACUUCAUUCCCCCAGGGCUCACUGCCAAAAUCACUAUGUUAAACCUGGCCCACAACAGGAUAAAGCACAUCCGAUCCCAGGACCUGCAGCAGGCUGUGAACCUGAGAGCCCUGCUGCUGCAGUCCAACAGAAUCAGCUCCAUAGAUGAAGACUCAUUUCAGUCCCUGGCGAAACUGGAGCUCUUGGACUUAUCAAAUAACAGCUUGGCUCACUUGUCCCCUGUGUGGUUUGGGCACCUUUUUUCGCUCCAGCACCUCCACCUUCAAGGCAAUUUCUACGGAGACCUGGGAGAAAGCUCUCCCUUUUCUAGUCUGAGGAACCUGAGCUCUCUCCGCCUGGGCAACCCACGGUUCUCUGUGAUAAGGCAAGGGAACUUUGAGGGCAUUGAGCUUCUCAACAAGUUGUGGAUUGAUGGUGGUAAUCUCAGUCAGUAUGAGCAGGGAAGUUUGAAAUUGAUUAAGAAGAUAAAUCACAUGGUCAUAAACCUAAAAAAUAUUAAUAUAUUCUCAGAAAUUGUUAGGGACCUUCUACACUCUGUGACUUGGCUAGAAGUGAGAAGAAUAGCAUUCAGUACCUCUGCUGAAAUGCAACUUUUGAGAGUCAUGUCUUCUUCUUUCGCAAAGAAAAUUUCUUUUAAAGAGACCUUAUUAACAGAUGCCACUGUGCCUGAGAUUGUCAGCAUUUUAGAAGACAUGCCAAAAUUAGUGGAGGUGGAGCUAAUAGACUGUAGACUCUUGGGAACUGGACAAUGGGAAAUGCAGAUUCAAGCAAACCAAUCACAGACCCUUAGAGUUCUCACAAUACAGAAAUUAUCUAUAGAAGAAUUUUUCUUGUUUACAGAUCUUCAGACUGUGCAAGAUCUACUAUUUCUUUUUACCAGAGUCACAGUUCGAAACACCAAAGUAUUUUUGGUCCCAUGCAGAAUUUCCCAACAUCUUCAGUCAUUAGAGUACCUUGACCUUAGUGCUAAUUUGCUUGGAGACCAGAGUUUAGAGCAUUCAGCCUGUCAGGGUGGAUGGCCAUCACUACAAACUCUAAAUUUAAGUCAGAAUUCACUGGGUGACUUAGAAAUGACAGGUAGAAGUUUGUCUCAUCUAAGAAACCUAAUUGUUUUAGACAUUAGCCAAAACAAUUUUGGUGAGAUUCCAGAUAAAUGCAAAUGGCCAAAAAACCUGAAAUAUUUAAACCUCUCCAGCACUCAAAUUCCUAAAGUAACGGCCUGCAUUCCCUCAGAGCUGGAAGUUUUGGAUGUUAGUGCUAACAACCUGAAGGAGUUUGGACUGCAGCUCCCAUUUCUGAAAGAGCUGUACCUCGCAAAAAACCAGCUGAAGACCCUGCCUGGUGCUGCACCCAUUCCAAACUUAGUGCUCAUGUCAGUCAGGAGAAACAAGCUCAACAGUUUCUCCAAGGAAGAGUUUGAGUCCUUCAAGAGAAUGGAGCUGCUGGAUGCCGGCGACAACAACUUCAUCUGCUCCUGUGAAUUCCUCUCCUUCAUCCACCACCAGGCUGGGAUAUCCCAGGUGCUGGUGGGGUGGCCAGACAGGUAUGUCUGCGACUCUCCGCUGGCAGUGAGAGGGGCCCAGGUUGGAGCUGUACACCUCUCCCUGAUGGAGUGCCACAGGUCCCUCGUGGUGUCAUUGAUCUGCAUCCUGGUGUUCCUGGUCAUCCUCAUCUUUGUAGUUGUUGGCUACAAGUACCACGCGGUCUGGUACCUUAGGAUGACCUGGGCGUGGCUCCAAGCCAAGCGGAAGCCCAAGCGAGCCCCACCCAAGGACAUCUGCUAUGACGCUUUUGUCUCCUACAGUGAGAACGACUCCAACUGGGUGGAAAACAUAAUGGUGCGGGAGCUGGAGCAGGCCUGCCCUCCCUUUCGCCUCUGCCUCCAUAAGCGGGACUUUGUGCCUGGGAAGUGGAUUGUGGACAACAUCAUUGACUCCAUUGAGAAGAGCCACAAAACACUCUUUGUGCUGUCCGAGCACUUUGUGCAGAGCGAGUGGUGCAAAUACGAGCUGGACUUCUCACAUUUCCGCCUCUUUGAUGAGAACAACGAUGCGGCGAUUCUUGUCCUCCUGGAGCCCAUCCAGAGCAAAACGAUUCCCAAGAGGUUCUGCAAGCUGCGGAAGAUCAUGAACACAAAGACCUACCUGGAGUGGCCUCUUGAAGAAGAGCACCAGCAAAUG